AUGGCCGCCGUUCGCGACUAUAGCAGUAUCAUCCACUCACCGUCAUUCACCUUUCUCGUCGGCCCAAAGCAUACCAAGCUGACCAUCCAGUCGGGUCUCGCCCAGCAUGUCUCCAAGCCCCUGCAUAAUUUGAUGAACGGCCACACGAGGGAAUCCAAACAUCGAAUCGCCGUGCUGGAAGAAGAAGAUGUGGAGACCUUUGUUGCGUUCUGCGAAUAUGCGUAUACCGGCGAUUAUAGCGUCCCCCAGCCCGAACCGGAGCCGCAGCCGGAGGAAGAACCCACAUUGGAGAGUGCAACCAGCAACGCCACAUGGAGGCAGGCAUACCGAACUGGUUCGGUGGCCUCCACGGUGCCCCCGCCUGCUCCAUCACCACCCCCAGAGCACCGUCACAGCACCCAUGGUUCAGUCUCGGGAUCCGCCUACCAAGAAUCACAACCCGACACGCUGGUACCAGAGUGUCCCACUCCAGUGCCUGAGCCCGAGCCCGAGGUAAAUUCGGAGGAGCUUCCAGCCCCUGCGCCCGAGGCCGAGCCAGCGACGCCAGAACAUGAGGACGAUAUCACCGUAUAUGAGGAGGCAGAGACUGCACCAGCAGCAGCUGAGAGCGAAGCCCGCGUUGAAGAAUUUCCUGAGGUGUCUGAAGAGCCGAGUGCGGUGCCACCCGAAGAGCCUGCUCAAUGGGAGUUAGAAGAGGCUCCGGUAACUUCGAGCAAAAAGAUGAAAGGCAAGAAGGGUAGGAAAGGUAGGAAAGUGCGCAAAAAUGCAAAUCUUGAGCAAGAGACGGCUGUAGAGGAACCGCCCUCGUGCGAGCCAGUCAACCUGACGCCGCCAUCCACCCCUUCUCCAGUUGCUGCAGUGCCUGAACCAGAAGCAGACGCUGGAUGGCAGACAGAAACACCGUGGCCAACAGAGCCUGAGCCCGAGGCAGAGCCCGCGCCCGAGCCCGAGCCCGAGCCACCAGCUGAGGACUGGCACUCCGAAGCUUCGCCAAGGACAGCGGCACCCAUGGAAGACUCAUGGAUCCAAGACCGAGCUAACCGCCAAAGACCAAUGCUCGACAUGUCCUUCGCCCAACAGCAAGCAGCCGUCUCCCCUUGUGAGCCAGGCCUCAGCCUGUGGGACGAGUUCGCUUCCCUCCAAUACAACGACGAAAGCGAGCCCGAGCCGCCCACGUUCCCAACCCUCCCGUACCUCACCUUCCACGCGAAGGUCUACGUCUUCGCCACUCGCUACUUGAUCCCGGCCCUAGCGCAGCUCUGUCUCCGCAAGCUCCACGCCGACCUCCUCACGCUGCCAGACGAGCCCGUCGCCCAGGCCCAGAUCAUUCUCGACCUGGUGCACUAUGCAUACACGAAAACGGCCCGGCUGGAGCCCAUCUCACCGACGUCCGCAACGCAGCUGCGGGAGAACGAGCUCCGUAAAUUGGUCGUGCAUUAUGCAGCGUGCAAGGUUAAGGAAUUGGCACGGUACCGGGUUGAGUCCGCGACGGGCACGCCUCAGCUUCGGCCGGUGGAUAAAGUGGGGGUGAUGCCCCGAAGAGUCUCCGGGGCCUGUUGGAUAUGA
Molecule: messenger RNA, 1566 nt
Organism: Penicillium brevicompactum
Lineage: Eukaryota; Fungi; Ascomycota; Eurotiomycetes; Eurotiales; Aspergillaceae
Exons: 2
Coding region: 1-1566 (521 amino acids)
Source: RefSeq, a predicted model, not a curated record